GCCCGAGGGCUGGGCGGAGAAGCCCGAGUGGCGGGCCUACCCGCCGCCGGCGGCGGUGCCCCGCUGCCGGCACGACCCCCGCUUCGCGAGGAGCUUCGACGUGGCGGACGUCUCCGAGGCCCGCGCCUUCUUCGAGGAGUAUGGCUUCGUGGUGUUCCGGGACGUGCUCGACGGGCCGCAGUGCGAGGCGACGGCCGCGGAGAUCUGGGAUUUUCUGGAGAAGCUGCACCCUGGGCUCAGGCGCGACGACGCGAACACCUGGGAGGAGCUCUCCUCCGAGCGCUACG
This is a messenger RNA of Prorocentrum cordatum, 287 nucleotides long. NCBI's taxonomy places the organism in Eukaryota, Dinophyceae, Prorocentrales, Prorocentraceae. The record is from the annotation of a GenBank genome assembly.